Daldinia decipiens is the source of this 1971-nucleotide messenger RNA. RefSeq names its product aldehyde dehydrogenase. Bases 252 to 1742 code for a protein of 496 amino acids. NCBI's taxonomy places the organism in Eukaryota, Fungi, Ascomycota, Sordariomycetes, Xylariales, Hypoxylaceae. The record is from RefSeq and is a predicted model, not a curated record. The transcript is spliced from 5 exons. Gene Ontology annotation, molecular function: aldehyde dehydrogenase (NAD+) activity.
GCAAUAACACCGUCAAAUCUUACCCCGCCUUUAACUUACAUGUACCUUUGAAAGUAUCCUCUGUACAAAAGACCCGUAACUUGAACCUUCCCCUCUUCAUCCUCUCGACUUACAUAUAACGUCACUUAGCCUGCCGUAGAAUUGAAAGCAGCCUCUCUCAUCUCGCAAUAUAUAUUAAGUACAGUUUCACAGGUCGACGUGACAUACAUAUUUUUUACCCCGUCCAUUGAACAGACAUCUUUAAUACCACCAUGCCUCUAUCCGUGCAGCUGAAGACGCCAAUCACUGGCGAGUAUACUCAGCCAACUGGCUUGUUCAUCAACAACGAGUGGGUUGAGGGCGUUGACAAGAAGACCUUCGAGGUUAUCAACCCCUCUACCGAGGAGGUCAUCUGCUCCGUGAGUGAAGCCACAGAGAAGGAUGUCGACAUAGCAGUAGCCGCAGCCCGAAAAGCAUUCAACGGCUCGUGGCGUAAAACUACUCCUCAACAACGAGGUAUCUACCUGAUUAAACUCGCGGAUAUUCUAGAGAAGAAUGCGGAUCUAUUAGCUGCAGUUGAAUCCCUCGACAAUGGAAAAUCUAUUUCUAUGGCUAGGGGUGACGUAAGUGCCGUUGUUGGCUGCAUCAGAUACUAUGGUGGUUGGGCGGACAAGAUCGAGGGUAAAACCAUUGACAUCAACCACGAAUCUUUCCAUUACACCAGGCAAGAACCGCUUGGAGUGUGUGGUCAAAUUAUCCCCUGGAACUUCCCUCUGUUGAUGUUGGCCUGGAAAAUCGGGCCCGCUCUUUGCACCGGAAACACAGUUGUUCUCAAGACUGCCGAGCAAACGCCACUCUCCGGCCUCGUUUUCUCUCAGUUCGUCAAGGAGGCAGGUUUUCCCCCUGGUGUUCUCAACAUCAUCUCCGGAUAUGGAAAGAUAGCUGGUGCCGCUAUCGCUUCCCACAUGGACGUCGACAAGGUCGCAUUCACCGGUUCCACCAUUGUCGGCCGUACCAUCAUGAAGGCCGCCGCAGCUUCUAACCUCAAGAAGGUUACCUUGGAACUCGGUGGCAAGUCACCAAACAUCGUCUUCGACGAUGCGGACAUUGAGCAAGCAAUCUCCUGGGUUAACUUUGGUAUCUACUACAACCACGGUCAAUGUUGCUGUGCUGGGUCUCGAGUUUACGUACAAGAGGGUAUCUACGAUAAGUUUAUUGCAGCGUUCAAGAAGCGAGCAGAGGAGAAUUCCAUCGGCGACCCCUUCGACGAGGGCACAUUCCAGGGCCCGCAGGUCAGCAAACUUCAAUAUGACCGCAUCAUGGGAUAUAUUGAGGAGGGUAAGAAGGGCGGUGCUACCAUUGAGACAGGUGGUGAGCGUCACGGAGAGAAGGGCUACUUCAUCAAGCCAACAAUCUUCACCAAUGUCACUCAUGAUAUGAAGAUCAUGCAAGAGGAGAUCUUCGGUCCUGUCGUAGCAGUAGCCAAGUUCAAGACGGAAGAGGAAGUUGUACAUCUAGGUAACGAUAGUACUUACGGACUGGCAGCUGCCGUACACACCAGCAACCUCAACACCGCUCUCCGAGUCAGCAAUGAGCUACGUGCCGGUACUGUCUGGGUUAACAGCUAUAACCUCCUUCACCACCAAUUGCCAUUUGGUGGUUACAAAGAAAGUGGAAUCGGCCGCGAACUGGGCGAGGCAGCGCUCGCCAACUAUACGCAAAACAAAUCAGUAUCCAUCAGGCUGGGUGGCGCGAUGUACUAGGCGGUGGGUGUCGAAAUUCAUUUUUCAAAUCAAAUAUCAAAGCGUGCUUUCGGGAUUAUCCAAUAACCAUUCUUUCUCGUGUGUAUCUCAACACCUGUUGCCUUUAAGAGCAUGAUUAAGAGGUCGUGGGAGAACUAGUUCCUACGUGUAUCAACAUUAGCUAUAUUGACUAGCUAGCUUACCGUGGCGUAUAUCUGUCCAUUGGUGCAAUAUGAAAGUUAACUGAACG